GGACCCGGCUAGUUAAAUCAGCGGAUACUGAAUUGAUACGUUAUAUGGAACAUAUCCAUGGAAUGGUUGUCCUAACGUUAUGUCGUAGCUAGUUGACAACUUGCUAGCUUGGUGGUAUGGAUUAAUCACAGGCCGGCGUUAGAUGGACAUUGGACAUGGACAACAUACGCUUGUCUUUUUCUGUGGCCAAGUUAGUUAGCUAGCUAACUGUAACGUUAGCUCAUAAGCUAGUGUGACUGACGUUACAUCCGCAAGAGACAUACUGACUUGGCGGAAGGAAGGCAAGGAAAGCAGAAAAAGUUACCUUGAAGGAAGGGAGGAAAUUAUUAAGUAGUACCGCUGCUUAUGCAAAGCUAGCAUACUUCUUGGUCUCUCGAGUUUACCCAUUGUGACGCAUUUAGAAACGGUCUGAUCUGUGCACACUGUGUGACAUAUAACACUUGGUUAGCUAGCUAGCUAGCUGUCAACAACAACAGUCCUCUUGGCUAGCUGUGUAGCGGACGAGAGCUAGCACGCUAGCCACAAACUUUGAAAGAACUUGUGUAUUGCUAGCUAAAGCAGUUCUCUGACUGGUUAACUUGCAAACCUGUGUUUUAACGGUUCAUUGUCGGACUCUUUUCCUCUUAUCCGCUCUGGCACUAGGGCGACAGGAGAAAUUCAUGGCAUCGGAUGUGAUUGAGAGUGAAGCGGUGCUGAAGGGUGUAAGUGAUAUGAAUUUGAACAAUAGCAGCCCAGGUUUUGUCACACCCAGGAGGACUCAUGAAGAGCUGAGUCACAGACAGACGUCUAGUCCCUCAUCUUCUGGAGUAUCGGGAGAAGGUGACGAGUUAGAAAAUAGCACAGCUUCAACAGUCGAAAAUGGCGAAGAGGCACUUCAACAGAGUCCAACCAAGACAAGAGGUACGCCACAGGAAAGGAAAACUCCAGACAAUGAACAGAAACAGCCGGGAGCAAGAAGCUCAACCCCAGUAAGCCUACCCCAGCCACGCUCGCCAACUGGACCCAUUGGAAGCCUGGAGCGCCAAGAGUCCGUUGCCACAACAGAAGCUCGCCUGAGAAUGGAAGGAGUUGAACUUAAGGAAGAGUGGCAGGAUGAGGACUUUCCACGGCCCCUACCGGAGGAAGAGGAGCUUGAAGAUGAGCUUUUUGGAACCUCGGAAGAGAUGGACCCUGGCUAUGCAAUGGACCAUGGCAAGAAGGCCAAGAAGAAGCUUGCAGCUCCGGACAUCAGUCUUACACUGGACCACAGUGAAGGCUCUCUUCUCUCUGAUGAGCUGGAUGAAAGUACAGAGCUGGACCUCGACGACAUAGACACACCUUCAGACAACAGUAAUGAGUUUGAAUGGGAAGAUGAUCUCCCCAAGCCGAAAACCACACAAGUCCUACAGAAGGGCGUGGAGUCCGUCCAGGAGUUCUCCUCCUCGGAGGAGAGGGAGGAGGGUCGACGCUGGAGGGUGUUUCGUUUCGGAGACCAGGAACACAGAGUGGACAUGAAGGCCAUCGAGCCAUACAAAAAGGUUAUCAGCCACGGAGGUUACUAUGGCGAUGGAUUGAAUGCCAUAAUUGUGUUCGCUGUGUGUUUCAUGCCGGAGAGCAAUCAACCAAAUUACAGAUACAUCAUGGACAAUUUAUUCAAGUAUGUCAUCGGCACGCUGGAGCUUUUGGUUGCUGAGAACUAUAUGAUUGUGUAUUUGAAUGGGGCAACCUCUCGGAAAAAGAUGCCAACUGUCGGCUGGCUCAGAAGGUGUUAUCAACAGAUUGAUAGGAGGUUAAGGAAGAACUUGAAGUCUAUGAUAAUUGUCCAUCCCUCUUGGUUUAUUCGCACCCUGCUGGCAAUCACAAAACCUUUUAUAAGCUCCAAAUUUAGUCAGAAAAUCAAGUAUGUGUUCAGCUUGACAGACCUUGCAGAACUGGUCCCAAUGGAGUAUGUGUCCAUACCAGAUUGCAUCAAACAGUUUGACGACGAAAAAAAUAGGAAAAGCCCUAAAAGAAUCGACCAGGACAUGCAUGGCAAACUGGAGGUCGCAGCUGCUGCUGUUCCAGAGUGACUCUGCUCACACUGCAAGAUGUGGAGGAGAAUGUUUCAAACUGCCACUCUGUUUGUUCUGGACAACGUGACUGAAGACUUAGCUCAAGAAAGUGCCUUUUAGAAACUGUGCUGCCUGUUACAUUGUGGAACUUUUUACAGCUUGAUCUUCAUCAUUUUUCCACAUGCUGUCUGAAAUGUUUUUAAUCCUUGUUUUUGUUUUUCAAUGUACUGCCGAUUUAUCAUGUCAAACAUAGCUUGUUGGUGUUUCCUAGUUAAAGGUGUUUGCCAGUUAUUGUUGUAUCUACACAUUAUUUAAGGCACUCUGUUACAAAUGGUUGAUGCAUGUUCUACUUUAUUACAUUUAAAUAUAUAUUUAUAUUCAUAAGGUGACUGGAGAGAAAUUAAUAUAUUUUUAUGGUUGCUCUGAUUUUUAAACUGCAUUUUAGGUUUUCUGACCCAUCGAGUUGCAUUUUAUAGAACAAGUUUUGACAGCACCUUUUUCACUGUUCACCGCUGAUGUUAUCUAUCAAAAUCCUGCCUGGGGAAAAUAAAGUUCUUUUUUGCCCCUCACUUAAAUGUGCCCUCUGACUUGUAAAGGGAGAACAUUUGUGAGAGCAACAAUCUGAAGCAAAGGUGUAGGUCUUAAUGUAACAUUUCCUCCAAGUAAAGUCAUGGAUCCACA
Molecule: messenger RNA, 2711 nt
Organism: Etheostoma cragini (Arkansas darter)
Lineage: Eukaryota; Metazoa; Chordata; Actinopteri; Perciformes; Percidae
Gene: bnip2
Product: BCL2 interacting protein 2
Exons: 11
Coding region: 660-2048 (462 amino acids)
Biological process (GO): apoptotic process
Cellular component (GO): cytoplasm
Source: RefSeq, a predicted model, not a curated record